This is a messenger RNA of Cucumis sativus (cucumber), 3302 nucleotides long. RefSeq names its product pentatricopeptide repeat-containing protein At3g13880. Gene Ontology annotation, biological process: RNA modification. The coding region runs from base 1 to 2520 and encodes 839 amino acids. The record is from RefSeq and is a predicted model, not a curated record. NCBI's taxonomy places the organism in Eukaryota, Viridiplantae, Streptophyta, Magnoliopsida, Cucurbitales, Cucurbitaceae. The transcript is spliced from 2 exons. Gene Ontology annotation, molecular function: RNA binding; protein binding; zinc ion binding.
AUGUUGCCUCAGAAACAAUUCCUUUGGAGAUUCUUUCCUUUCUCCACUCCCUUAAUGUUUCACAUGCUUCCUUUUUCCAGUAGACAAUCCAUAGAGUCUUUUGCCACUUUGGGGUCUGUCUCAUUGAGCUCAUCACAAGUUUUUCCAGCAUAUUCUUCGACUUUUCUUUUAGAAUCUGUAGACUAUGUUAAACUGGUUCAAUCAGCUACUAAAACUGGGAAGUUGAACCAUGGCAAACUUGUUCAUUCCCAUAUGAUUAAAACUUCUUUCAGGCCCUGUCUAUUUUUGCAGAACAAUCUUCUUAACAUGUACUGCAAAUGUGGGGAUACACGUUCUGCCGACAAAUUGUUUGAUAAAAUGUCAAAAUCAAACAUUGUAACUUACAACUCUUUGAUUUCGGGAUAUGUCCAGAUGAGCAACCUUGACAAGGUCAUGAUUUUGUUUGACAAAGCAAGAAGACUUGGUUUGAAACUUGAUAAGUACACUUGUGCAGGAGCUCUUACAGCAUGUAGUCAAAGUGGGAAUCUUUCUGCGGGUAAGAUGAUUCAUGGAUUAAUUUUAGUUUAUGGAUUAGGCUCCCAAGUUGUUUUGACCAAUUCUCUUAUUGAUAUGUAUUCAAAAUGCGGCCAGGUUGAUUAUGCACGGAUUUUGUUUGACCAUUCUGAUAAGUUAGAUGGCGUUUCUUGGAAUUCGUUGAUUGCUGGUUAUGUACAAAAUGGAAAAUAUGAGGAGCUGUUGACAAUUCUGCAGAAAAUGCAUCAAAAUGGAUUGGCGUUCAAUACUUAUACUCUAGGAAGUGCCCUGAAGGCUUGUAGCUCGAACUUCAAUGGUUGUAAAAUGUUUGGGACAAUGCUACAUGACCACGCAAUCAAACUUGGCCUACAUCUGGAUGUUGUUGUUGGCACUGCAUUGCUUGAUAUGUAUGCAAAAACAGGAAGUUUGGAUGAUGCUAUUCAAAUCUUUGACCAAAUGGUGGACAAAAAUGUUGUGAUGUAUAAUGCAAUGAUGGCUGGCUUGCUCCAACAAGAGACCAUUGAAGAUAAAUGUGCAUACAAAGCCCUCAAUCUUUUCUUUGAGAUGAAGAGCUGUGGAAUAAAACCUUCCAUGUUUACAUAUUCAAGCUUAUUAAAAGCUUGUAUUAUUGUUGAGGAUUUCAAAUUUGCAAAGCAAGUUCAUGCCUUAAUGUGCAAGAACGGUCUUCUUUCGGAUGAGUACAUCGGGAGUAUUCUUAUUGAUUUAUAUUCUGUGUUAGGUUCAAUGAUGGAUGCUUUAUUGUGCUUUAACUCAAUUCAUAAUUUGACCAUUGUCCCAAUGACUGCCAUGAUUUUUGGUUAUCUUCAAAAUGGAGAAUUUGAAAGUGCGUUGUCUUUGUUCUAUGAACUUUUGACAUACGAAGAGAAACCUGAUGAAUUUAUUUUUUCCACAAUCAUGAGUUCUUGUGCAAAUAUGGGCAUGUUAAGAUCUGGAGAACAGAUCCAAGGGCAUGCAACCAAGGUAGGCAUCUCGAGAUUCACCAUUUUUCAGAAUUCACAGAUUUGGAUGUAUGCAAAAUCUGGAGAUCUAUAUGCUGCCAAUCUAACCUUUCAACAGAUGGAAAAUCCUGAUAUUGUGUCUUGGUCAACAAUGAUCUGCAGCAAUGCACAGCAUGGGCAUGCAAUGGAGGCUUUGAGAUUUUUUGAGCUCAUGAAGAGUUGUGGAAUUGAGCCUAACCACUUUGCCUUUCUUGGAGUUCUAAUUGCGUGUAGUCACAGAGGGCUUGUUGAAGAAGGAUUAAGGUACUUUGAUACCAUGGAAAAAGACUACAAAAUGAAACUUCAUGUCAAGCAUUGUGUCUGUGUUGUUGAUCUACUUGGUCGAGCUGGAAGGUUGGCCGAUGCAGAAAGUUUAAUCCUACGCUUGGGGUUCGAGCACGAACCAGUGAUGUGGCGAGCUUUACUAAGUGCCUGCAGGAUUCACAAAGAUACAGUUACUGCACAACGUGUAGCACAGAAAGUAAUAGAGCUUGAACCUCUCGCAUCUGCAUCUUAUGUUCUUCUUUAUAACAUUUAUAUGGAUGCUGGAAACAAGUUAGCUGCCUCAAAAGUUAGAACGUUAAUGGAAGAACGGAGAAUUAAGAAAGAACCUGGUCUAAGCUGGAUACAAAUAGGAGAUAAAGUCUACUCAUUUGUUUCAGGUGAUCGAUCUCACAAAAACAGUGGACAAAUAUAUGCAAAGUUGGAUGAAAUGUUAGCAACGACAAAGAGAUUAGAUUCGGCAAAGGACAUAUUAGGUUACAAAAUUGAACAUGAACACCUAACCAAUGUGAACUAUCACAGUGAAAAGUUGGCUGUGGCUUUUGGGGUUCUCUAUUUGUCAGAAUCAGCUCCGGUGAGAGUGAUGAAGAACCUGAGAAUAUGUUUGGACUGUCACAUGACAAUGAAGCUCUUCUCAAUAGUUGAGAAAAGAGAGUUAAUUGUUAGAGAUUCAGUUCGAUUCCAUCAUUUCAAAGACGGGUCUUGUUCUUGUGGGGACUACUGGUAGUUGAAAUGGAUUCAUAUUUGUAGUUUAAGUCUCAACAGACUGAAAAAAGGCUGAAUCCAAAUUUCUCUAGGCUAUUUCAUAUCUAAAAGGAUCCUAAGCUAUCUGCAAGCAUGAAGACACGAAGCAUUUUUAUUCUCUUUUUCUGUCUUCUAUGUUCAUACAUAGUCUUCAAUCACAAUUUGGAGGGAGGCUAUUCCUUGUGAGAUUGCUAAGGAACUUUAGAUUUAGCAAUCUUCGGAGGAUAAGUUCUUCUGGGAAAGCUUGUCCUAACUGAGGUUGCUGUGCAGUAACAAUAUCACUUUUUCUUUCAAGUACAACUGUAGGGAUGGAGGAUCGAGUCUUCGACCUCUACGAAAGGUCGUACCAACUAAGCACCAUCGAGUCAAGUGAGUAAAAAGCCAAGAUCAUAUUAGAAACUUUAUAUAUACAAAUUCUUGAUCAAAUUUUUCUGAGAUUGGAGCUGGAGUCAUUCUACAUGCAUCAGGAACCUCAUCAUGAUGUCUAGGAAGACUAUCCCUCCAAUGUACCUUACCAUGCUUUUAUCUCAAAAGUGAAUGAAUAAAAGGGGUUUAAGGUUUUGGGUGUCAAGAGGUUUGUUUAUCUUGGGCCUUUUGUUUAUUUUUAUAUUGUAUGGUUUAGUAGAUAAGACACAAAUUUGAACUCGGUGUAUUUUUUUUCCUUAAUUGAGAAGGAUUUAUUUACUCGAGAACGAAACUGAGAAAGAAUUAUAUUCUUUUAUUAGAAACAAAGACAUGUAUGUAACACAUGCAUGGUUUUUUCUA